This is a messenger RNA of Elgaria multicarinata webbii, 1234 nucleotides long. It is a transcript of the gene CTSW, whose product is annotated as cathepsin W. Gene Ontology annotation, cellular component: lysosome. Bases 1 to 1071 code for a protein of 356 amino acids. The record is from RefSeq and is a predicted model, not a curated record. The transcript has 11 exons. NCBI's taxonomy places the organism in Eukaryota, Metazoa, Chordata, Lepidosauria, Squamata, Anguidae. Gene Ontology annotation, molecular function: cysteine-type endopeptidase activity.
AUGGGUCCAGCUUCCCUGCCUGCUUGCCUGAUGGUGCUGUGGUGGGGGUGGGUCUUUGCCCCCCCUGGCCAAGCCAUCUUGCCCCCAGACCUGAGCAUGACCCAGCUGAGCCAGAUGUUCCAGGAGUUUAUGAUACAGUUCAACAAGACCUACCAGAGCCAAGAAGAGAGGCACCAUCGCUUCAGCGUCUUCGCGCAGAACCUGGAAAUGAGCCGCGCACUGCAGGCCUCGGAGCUGGGGACGGCUACCUACGGGGUCACCAAGUUCAGCGACCUGACAGAAGGCGAGUUCGCCCUGAUGUUGGGGGCCUCCCCCCGCUCCUCACCGCCCCCCAGGCAGAAGCAGGGACGAAUACCCCGGAGGGGCCCACGCCCACACUCCUGCGACUGGAGGAAACAUGGCGCCAUUACAGCAGUGAAGCACCAAGGCUCCUGGUGCAGGUCCUGCUGGGCUUUUGCCGCUGUGUCCAACAUUGAGGCCUUGUGGAACAUCCACCGCCACGCGCCACGGAACCUGUCAGUCCAGGAGGUGGUGGACUGUGUGCGUGGUGGCGAUGGCUGUAAGGGGGGCUAUACGUGGGAUGCGUUCCUGGCUGUCAUGAAGCAAGGAGGCCUGAUGAAAGACAAAGUAGGCCCUGGAGAUGAUGUUGAUGAUGACGGGAACACCUUCUAUCCUGCAUAUGAUGACGGAGAACAUGCCUGUAGAAGCAAGAAGGGAGCAGCAGCUGCCCAAAUCCUUGACUUUGAAAUCCUGCCCAGGGAUGAGGAAGAAAUAGCCAACGUUGUUGCUUCUCACGGUCCUGUAACUGCCAUCAUUUAUUGGAACCCCCUUCAGCAUUACCAGAAUGGCAUUGUAAAGAUCAAGGAAUGUGACGGGACGGCCUGGCCAGACCAUGCCGUGCUCAUCGUGGGCUACGGAGAGGAAAACCCACACAGGCCUGGAGCCAAAAACUACUGGAUCAUCCAGAACUCUUGGGGAACGAACUGGGGGGAAAAGGGAUAUUUUCGGCUGCACCGGGGGAGCAACGCCUGCUCCAUUGCGAAGUUCCCAGUGACUGCAAGGGUCACCUAACCUGGGCAAGGCCAGGAGCGAGGGUGGCUGGCCUUGCAGGCAGCCCUCCGCCAUGGCCCUGUGGCUUCCCCUCCUACGCAUCGUCUAAUGCAGCCUCCCCCAAACUGUGGCCCUCCAGAUGUGAUGGACUCCAAGUCCCACCUUCCCCAGCCACCAAGGCUUC